Endocarpon pusillum Z07020 is the source of this 1872-nucleotide messenger RNA. RefSeq lists its product as uncharacterized. The transcript has a single exon. The record is from RefSeq and is a predicted model, not a curated record. Gene Ontology annotation, molecular function: microtubule binding. Bases 1 to 1872 code for a protein of 623 amino acids. NCBI's taxonomy places the organism in Eukaryota, Fungi, Ascomycota, Eurotiomycetes, Verrucariales, Verrucariaceae. Gene Ontology annotation, biological process: establishment of mitotic spindle orientation; microtubule nucleation; mitotic centrosome separation. Gene Ontology annotation, cellular component: kinesin complex; centrosome; kinetochore.
AUGACCCUAUCUGAUGGAAUGCCCUCAUCGCCUCCUGGACCAUCAACAUCAGCAAGCGAGGCAAUUGCUUAUUACAAAGCGCAGUAUGAGUCCCUGGAAUCCGAACUCGCAGAAUUUCAGGCUUCAAGUAAGGAGCUGGAAGCAGAGCUAGAGAAGGACAUUGACGCAGCCGAAAAACGAGAGAGGCAGCUCAAGGAGAAAGCUGACAAUCUGCAUUAUGAAGUCGACGAAUGGAAGACGAAAUACAAACAAGCAAAGACAGAGGCAAAUGCUGCGCAAAACACGCUGCAGAAGGAGAUCACUACUUUACGCGACACUAACCGAACGCUUCAAAUGAGGCUCCGCGACACCGAAGUGGCCAACGACGACUUCGAGCGUCAGCAAAGGAAUACAGAAUCGUCAUUGGAGGACCUAGAAUCAAAAUACAGUAUGGCAAUCGAAAGGUCGGUGAUGAUGGAGGAGGAGGUCAAAGCAGGGGAACAGGAAAGGGAAGCCUUACGAAUAGCCGCUCAGAGACUACGGGACGAGCUGUCUGACCUGAGAAUUGAGGCCGAGAUCAUCAAAGAGAGAUUGAGAAAGGCCGAAGCCAAUGUGGACCAUCAGAGAAAGCUUCCUUUGCUGGAAACCCUGGCAACCUCGGCCUCACCACGUUCCGAGCUCUCACCUACCACGACUGACUCAUCGCCCUCAUUCGAUACACCGCCCGGGAAGACAGUAUCAUCAUCUGGCCUUUCAGAUACACAUACACCGCCUUCCCCGCCAAUGUCUGAGAAGUCUUCGAAUGCAACAAAGCCGUUGAAGACGCCAAGCAUGCCCAAGACGAGGAUGUCAAUCACUUCCAACACCACUCCGAGACCAUCAACAACCAGCCUUAAACCUUCUAGCUAUGCUCGCCCGCCUUCCAUGUCAGUGGCGGCUGGACGAUCCACACCAUCAACCAACUUCCGCCAAAGCAUGUCUCGCCCGAGCACCGUACCUAAACGACAAGGUGGUCUAGCUCAAUCCAAUUCCAUCCACCACCUUCACAAUCUGCAAGGCAAGAUGCAACGACUUACAGAACGCGUUCAUACGGCCAAGUCCAAGCUUCCGGGUCCAAUCAACACCCCUCCAAGGCCAUCACCUAGAAUUGGUCCAACUCAAGCCAGCAAUAUUCCCGCUACAGUCACCAUGCGCAGUAACCGCAAACACGCCAAUGGCAGUACUGUUAGUGGUUCAGACUCCUUUUCAGGCUCGGUUAACCAACAAGCCGACAAGCAAAAUAGCACCACGAAAAGCACAAGCGCUAGCAUCAGCACGCCCACACCAUCCGUCAAACCCAAACCCAGCCGCCAAUCCUUCACCAUCAUGCCCCCUCCUGCCUCCACCCCGACCCGCACCCAGACGCAAACGCAAACACAAACAGCAGUGGACAAAUCCCACCCUGCCUUCGUGCGCCCAAGCAGUCGAGCCAGCGGCUCCACAAUCUCCAGCCGCGCCUCCGCAAACCCACCUCCAAGCGCAAAAUCAAAUAUCCACAACUACCAAACCGGCCAUCCCCGUCUGCACUCCCGAGCAAGCAUGUCCAUCUCCCACACUCCCCUCGGCAAACGCGGCGGUCAACGUUUCACCCCCAACGCCUCAACAGACAAGAUCCGCCCGAAGAGCAGUUUGAGCAGCUACGGGUAUGAUGGCGCUAUGGAUGAGGAGGAUGACGACUCAGUCCUGCACGAGGGGGAGAGCGCGACGCCAGUGCCUAGACGCAUCUCUAUUCAUUUUGGCCGCUCGGGAAGGCUUAGUGAUAUUGGCAUUGGUGGAGGACUAUAUCAUGUCCUGGCUCGCCACGUACUAGCAAACGGCCCAAGGGCCCUUGAGACCCAAUGCCGAGGCCGGUAG